AUGAACAUCACCGGGUACCAGCAGCAGCAGGGUGAUUUUCAGACACGCCGAGGCACACUCAGGGAGAGGGAUCCUAGGCAGGGUGUGGGCAUGGAGACAGCCUGCUGCCUGGCCCCUGGAGCCCUGCGCAGACUGAUUGAGCUGCCCGCUCCCCCGCUCGACCGCCAUCAGCUGAAGAGAUUGGAGGAGCACAGGUACUGUCAUAGGAAAAUCUAAGAUCAAUCAAAUCCAUAUUUAGCUUUGAUCUGAUGAUCAUAUGGUAUGUGUUUUAUACUUAGCGUCAUUACAUCAAACAUUUUUAGAUUAAAAAGCUCCUGUUUGUGAAUUCUUAAACCUGGUUGAUGGAUUCUUGUUCCUGCUGUCUGGUUCAGAGGGGUAUUCCAGAAAGCCGGAUUAGUGAGUUAGCAAGAUCUGUCAAAACAGAAUUUGAGCAAACUCAGAAUUUCUGGUUCCAGAAAGAGAACUUGAUGUAUAGUCUGAUCAGAAACUAUAGCAACGAAUGCUCUGAAGAAAACCUGCUAACUACUAGGUAAGCUUGAUAUUAGCCUGUUCAAGUGAAUAAAGACAGGGCUUCUCCGGCAAUCAGAUUCUUGUCCGUCAAUAUGGCCUGACCCUUUGCGGAAAAUCCAAUUGACAUCGAAGCCUGCAUUGUUUGCCGUGCAUUACAAAGGGAACAAAUUAUUGGACCUCGAAUAGAUCCUUUAGAUCAUUCAGAAUAUUUUAUUUUGGAAUGUUAUUGUUUUUCCGCACAAUCAAUCAUACACUGAGUGUACAAAACAUUAGGAACAUCUUCCUAAUAUUGAGUUGCACCCCCUUUUGCCCUCAAAACAGCCUCAAUUCGUUGGGGCAUGAACUCUACAAGGUGUCAAGUGUUCCACAGGGAUGCUGGCCCAUAUUGACUCCAAUGCUUCCCACAGUUGUGUCAAGUUUGCUGGCUGUCCUUUGGGUGGUGGACCAUUCUUGAUACACACAGGAAACUGUUGAGCGUGAAAACCCAGCAGCAUUGCAGUUCUUUACUCAAACCGGUGCGCCUGGCACCUACUACCAUACCCCGUUCAAAGGCACUUAAAUAUUUUGUCUUGCUCAUUCACCCUCUGAAUGGCACACAUACACAAUCCAUGUCUCAAGGCUUAAAAAUUAUUCUUUAACCUGUCUCCUCCCCUUCAUCUACACUGAUUGAAGUGGAUUUAACAAGUGACAUCAAUAAGGUAUCAUAGCUUUCACCUGGAUACCCCUGGUCAGUCUGUCAUGGAAAGAGCAGGUGUUCUUAAUGUUUUUUACACUCAGUGUAUAUCUGGCGAACUUACUCAACCCGUAGCAAUGUAACCCAACACGGUUUCGCUUUGACUGUUAUACAAACUCUGUAUUGCGUUGUGACUUUUUUGCCACUGUAAGUUUCCUGUACAAUGUGGGGGAUGCUGAACGAUUUGGCAAGGCAACUGUGUGUAGAGCUGUAAGAAGAUUCUGCCUCGCAUUGAAUAAAUAGUUUAUGUCUUUGCUGCAUUCCCUGGCCAUCAAGCUGUCCAUAUAAUCAAGGAGGACUUUUACAGAAUUGCAGGUCCAGUAGGCUGUGGUCAGUUGACUGCCACUGAUGCUUUGCUAAAUUAAAAGGCAACAUAAUAAAGUAGAAAAUCGCCUAAUUCAUCCCACAUAUUUUCCAAACGUGAUUGAUGCUAUAGAUGGGACACAUAUCCCCCAUUCAAAGACCCUCUGGACCAAAUGAAGGAGACUACAUAAAUAUAAAAUCUUAUUACAGAAUAAACAAACGGGUAGCUAUUGAAUACUGUAGCCUACACUUUCACCAAAACAAAUCAUUUUCAGAAACAGGAUUCAAUUCAAUGAUCUUCCUUACUUAUUUUUUCAGAUGAUCUGUGACUCCCAUUGGGUUACAACUAAACAUAGAACACAUUGUUGCCUGUGUUGACAUGACAAGCACUCUGUAGUCAAUAAAUUAUAAUUCAUCCAACAUAGGCUAUGGAAUGGGCCUACCAUUGCAAUUGUGACAUAGGCUACUACAACUUACAUAUUAGGCUAUAGCCUUGACAUGUAAUAUCACCCGUUUUGCAAUAAAAGUGCAACUGGAUCCUGGACUUCCUGACGGGCCGCCCCCAGGUGGUAAGGGUAGGUAACAACACAUCUGCCACGCUGAUCCUCAACACAGGGGCCCCACAGGGGUGCGUGCUCAGUCCCCCUCCUGUACCCAUGACUGCAUGGCCAGGCACGACUCCAACACCAUCAUUAAGUUUGCAGACGACACAACAGUGGUAGGCCUGAUCACCGACAACGAUGAGACAGCCUAUAGGGAGGAGGUCAGAGACCUGGCCGUGUGGUGCCAGGAUAACAACCUCUCCCUCAACGUGACCAAGACAAAGAAGAUAAUUGUUGACUACAGGAAAAAAAAAGAAAGAGGAUUGAGUACGCCCCCAUUCUCAUCGACGGGGCUGUAGUGGAACAGGUUGAGAGCUUAAAGUUCCUUGGUGUCCACAUCACCAACAAACUAUCAUGGUCCAAACACACCAAGACAGUCGUGAAGAGGGCACGACAAAGCCUAUUACCCCUCAGGAGACUGAAAAGAUUUGGCAUGGGUCCUCAGAUCCUCAAAGUUAUACAGCUGCACCAUCGAGAGCAUCCUGACUGGUUGCAUCACCGCCUGGUAUGGCAACUGCUCGGCCUCCGACUGCAAGGCACUACAGUGGGUGUUAAUUAUUUAUGCAUAGUCACUUUAACUCUACCCACAUGUACAUAUUACCUCAACUACCUCAACUAGCCGGUGCCCCCGCACAUUGACUCUGCACCGGUACCCCCCUGUAUAUAACCUCCCUACUGUUAUUUUAUUUUACUUCUGCUCUUUUUUUCUCAACACUUUUUUUUGUUUUAUUUUAACGUUUUUAUAAAUAAAUAAAUGCAUUGUUGGCUAAGGGCUGUAAGUAAGCAUUUCACGGUAAUGUCUACACCUGUUGUAUUCGGCGCAUGUGGCAAAUACAAUUAGAUUUGAUAAAGUGAAAGUCUGCCAUUUUCUGCCAGGCUCACUCUGGCCUUUGCGGCGGUGGGUGUAUUACUUUUUAGGGUAAAUAUGUGAACAUAUUCGUUGUAUGUUGUUACAGUUGUUUCUUGUUCUAGACUUGUGAAAUAUUGGUCUCUGUCUUUUGACUCCAUAUGUAUAGUUUUUUCUGUCCUCGACAUAAUGACCUUUUUGAAUGUUACGUGCAUGCGCCAGUUGUCAGAUCAACCAAUCUGCGCUUCGCUUUGCCUAAUAACUUAAACGAGAAGCAGCCAUUCUGAAACCAAGAAAUCCUGGACUCCCUUAUCUGGUUAAGAGAAGCCGAAUAGGUUCAGGGAAUCCUGAAUUUGUUUAACCAUCUUUCCGUAAUACUCCCCUGGUUCCCCCUCUACAGGUACAGCAGUGCAGGUCGCUCCCUGCUGGAGCCUCUGAUGCACCGUUACUGGGAGUGGCUGGUGGGCCGUGUGCCCGCCUGGAUCGCCCCCAACCUCAUCACCAUCGUGGGCCUGGCCACCAACGUAUUCACCACCCUGGUGCUAGUCUACUACUGCCCCACCGCCACUGAACAGGUAACAAUGGCAACAAUACGUACAGUAGUACGUACACACUAUUCAGGCAGUGUGUCCGUACUAGUGUACUGCCCCACAGCCACUGAACAGGUUGGUUAUACACUUCCUGGCUUAGUGCCAUGGACAGGUACAGUUGGAGGGUAAAGUGCUACCGUAUGGUAUUUACCUGUCCAGGCAGACCUUUGUACUAAAGCUACAAACAAACAUUCAACCCCCCCCCCCCCCCCCCCCAUGACUGUGUUUUCUAUUCGCAAUGGUUUUUAUGUUCUGUUUAUCUGGUUCUGUUUGAUUGUUUACACUCUGUGCUGUUGAGGAGAGUUUUGUAUAGCUCAGGUUCUGGAUGAACACUUAGUGCCCAUAGCUCUCAGGUUACAGCUAGUCUGCACCUGAUUCCCCAGUCCCCGUCCCACACACCACACCAGCACCACAGCACUGCAGAGAUGAGUGCAUGCUAAGGACAGGGAAUAGAGAGGACGCAGCAAAACAUGCAAACUGUUAAGCUUAGUGGUUUCCCUCUAGAACUGGAAGCCUAGAAUAACUUUAUCUUCCCACAAGGGAAUUGAAUUGGUGAUAUCAGACUUCAAAGUACAUGAAAUUAGAUUACAUUCAAACUAAUACUUUGUAUACAAGAGGCACAUCAAACAGCCCAAUGCAAUAUAAUGUAUUUUGUUUGUCUAUAGACCACCAUGUGCUUUGUCCACAACACUAGUGUAUGAGCCAAGUGUGUGAGGCUCACAAAACCAAGGACUUACAGUCUCUACUUAUUUUUCAUAGAAAGGCCAGUCUAACCAUGGAAGAAAACAUAUCUAUAAUGUUUAUAAGAAUUCAAGCUUUCCCAGCUAGCAGCUGACUGCAUAUUUGACCAUUGAAAUGAAUCCACAAUUAACUUCCAAAAGUAGACCGAGCGUUAUCUGCAAGGCAAAACAUGUCCUCAUCUUAGGGGUCUCUUUAAUGCAGGUGUUAUUCUAUCCUGGUCCUUAGGUUGUGCAGCCCAUAGGUUGUGCAGGUUUCUGUUCCAGCCCAGCAGUAACACACCUGAUUCAAUGAAUCAAGGGCUUGAUAAUUAGUCGAUUAGUUGAAUCCGGUGCUGGGAUGGAGCAAAAUCCUGCACCCCCUGUGGGUCUCCAGGAGGCAGGAUUGAAGAGCACUGCUUCACUGUCACCUGACUUCCCCUGUGCUGCUAAACCAGACUACGGUCUUAACAGUCAGCCGCUCAAAGGUGGGUUAGAGUAGUCAGUCAGGGUUGUAAUUAGGAGGAUCUGCAGGAUUUGACGAUGAGCGUAACUUGUUUUCCCUUUCUAUAAAUAGUGCACUGUCUCUAGUUCUCUACCUCCUCCUCCUCCUCUGUUUCUUUUGUAGGACAAAGGUUGAGAAAUCGCUCUCCGCGCAUGUAUUCUCACGAUGUGGAGAAACUGAUUUAGAGCAAAGAGAAUAUCAUCUGCUGGGCUGGAGUCGCUAGACGAUAGGGACUUCAGUUGAGUUUAAUACAGAGAGAACAGGCUUGGUAGGGUACUAGUUCUAGAGGGAGAGGCUCAGUGACUAUGUACAGACAUCAUCAUUAUAUUGCCUCUAUUAUGUCCAUGCUCAUUGUUGUAAGAAUGAUUAAACACCUGACAUAACAGGUCAUAGUUAUGUUAACAGGAUGAAGGUGUGGUUAGUUAAAGUGCUAAAACAUCAGUGGCAGCACUGUUUCACAGUCCAGAGGAAAUUGUAUUUACUUAACAUGCUGUACUAGUCAGUGGCCUGUUUUCUGAUGGCCCAGGUCAGGAUAGUUAAGGAAACAGUGCAGCUGAUACAGGGUGUCUUGUUCUCUGUGCUGAGUUUCUCACCAUGUGGUGUUUGAACAGAAAGUACACUUGCUCUAGGGGCUCUUAAUUUCACAGCCCUGUCAUCUUGUUAGAUUUCUCACACCAUUUUAAUUCCUAAUCAUAUGUUUACUGAGAACACAGAGGCAGUCGGUAGAUCUUUCCACCCUGCUCUACUUUUCAACAUCCCCAUGCCCCACGAAAAGCACAGACUCUUUCCUUUCACAAAUUCCACUUUUUGGUCAGAGUGAGAAUGAAUAAAAAAACGUAAUUUAUCGGGCUAUGAGCCAGAUUGUGCCGCUUUGCGAUAACAGUGUUAUUUAUAUGAAUGCGAAAUGGGCAAGCCUGUAAGUUGUAGGCCAGGCCGUGUCAUAUUCCAGUUGGUUUUAGUCAGUGUAUAAACUGCUGUCAGCUCAUCAUAGACCCAGUGAGUACAGAACAGGAAAUGAAGGCAGGCAACAUUGAUGAUGCUGUGAAACUCUCUCCAUGCUGAUUGGCUAAUGAAGGACAAAGCCCUGCCGUGUUCCAAAGGUAUUUAAAGGAAAACCAACUAUAUAUAAACCUCUUUUACUCAAGUUCACAAACAUCUCUCUUUUGUGUAGCGGUAGCCUACAUCUGCCAGAAGAUCAUGUUUUAUGUCAGAUGAUGCUCUAUUGAUGAUAAUACCCACUGGUUCUCAAAGAACACAACUUCUAAAUGCCUUGUGAGAUUACCCUACCAUAACCAAACAUUUUUUAUUUCUCCAUUGGGAGAAAGGAAGUCAUUUUUGUAAGUAUUCACCAAGUCUUCCUUUUUCUUCAGGCACCUCUGUGGGCAUACCUGCUGUGUGCUGUGGGCCUGUUUGUGUACCAGUCAUUGGACGCCAUUGACGGGAAGCAGGCCAGACGAACCAAUAGUAGCUCUCCACUGGGCGAACUGUUUGACCACGGCUGUGACUCCCUCUCCACAGGUACAGCUGCUCCUCUGUGUGUCUACAGCGAGGGGGGAAAAAGUAUUUGAUCCCCUGCUGAUUUUGUACGUUUGCCCACUGACAAAGAAAUGAUCAGUCUAUAAUUUUAAUGGUAGGUUUAUUUGAACAGUGAGAGACAGAAUAACAACAAAAAAAUCCAGAAAAACGCAUGUCAAAAAUGUUAUGAAUUGAUUUGCAUUUUAAUGAGGGAAAUAAGUAUUUGACCCCCUCUCAAUCAGAAAGAUUUCUGGCUCCCAGGUGUCUUUUAUACUGGUAACAAGCUGAGAUUAGGAGCACACUCGUAAAGGGAGUGCUCCUAAUCUCAGCUUGUUACCUGUAUAAAAGACACCUGUCCACAGAAGCAAUCAAUCAAUCAAACUCUUCCACCAUGGCCAAGACCAAAGAGCUCUCAAAGGAUGUCAGGGACAAGAUUGUAGUUGGCUGGAAUGGGGUACAAGACCAUCGCCAAGCAGCUUGGUGAGAAGGUGACAACAGUUGGUGCGAUGAUUCGCAAAUGGAAGAAACACAAAAGACCUGUCAAUCUCCCUCGGCCUGGGGCUCCAUGCAAGAUCUUACCUCGUGGAGUUGCAAUGAUCAUGAGAACGGUGAGGAAUCAGCCCAGAACUACAUGGAAGGAUCUUGUCAAUGAUCUCAAGGCAGCUGGGACCAUAGUCACCAAGAAAACAAUUGGUAACGCACUACACCGUGAAGGACUGAAAUCCUCCAGCGCCCGCAAGGUCCCCCUGCUCAAGAGAGCACAUAUACAGGCCCGUCUGAAGUUUGCCAAUGAACCUCUGAAUGAUUCAGAGGAGAACUGGGUGAAAGUGUUGUGGUCAGAUGAGACCAAAAUCGAGCUCUUUGGCAUCAACUCAACUCGCCGUGUUUGGAGGAGGAGGAAUGCUGCCUAUGACCCCAAGAACACCAUCCCCACCGUCAAACAUGGAGGUGGAAACAUUAUGCUUUGGGGGAGUUUUUCUGCUAAGGGGACAGGACAACUUCACCGCAUCAAAGGGACGAUGGACGGGGCCAUGUACCGUCAAAUCUUGGGUGAGAACCUCCUUCCCUCGGCCAGGGCAUUGAAAAUGGGUCAUGGAUGUGUAUUUCAGCAUGACAAUGACCCAAAACAUAUGGCCAAGGCAACAAAGGAGUGGCUCAAGAGAAGCACAUUAAGGUCCUGGAGUGGCCUAGCCAGUCUCCAGACCUUAAUCCCAUAGAAAAUCUGUGGAGGGAGUUGAAGGUUCGAGUUGCCAAACGUCAGCCUCAACUUUAAUGACUUGGAGAAGAUCUGCAAAGAGGAGUGGGACAAAAUCCCUCCUGAGAUGUGUGCAAACCUGGUGGCCAACUACAAGAAACGUCUGACCUCUGUGAUUGCCAACAAGGGUUUUGCCACCAAGUACUAAGUCAUGUUUUGCAGAGGGGUCAAAUACUUAUUUCCCUCAUUAAAAUGCAAAUCAAUUUAUAACAUUUCUGACAUGCGUUUUUCUGGAUUUUUGUUGUUGUUAUUCUGUCUCUUACUGUUCAGAUAAACCUAACAUUAAAAUUAUAGACUUAUCAUGUCUGUGUCAGUGGGCAAACGUACAAAAUCAGCAGGGGAUCAAAUACUUUUUUCCCUCUAAGUGUUUGCCCUAUUAGGAUUUCAUUGAAUCUGUGUUCCUUUUUCCUCUCGCUCUCAGUGUUUGUGGUCCUGGGCACCAGUAUAGCAGUGCAGCUGGGCACCAAUCCUGACUGGAUGUUCUUCUGCUGUUUCGCUGGCAUGUUCAUGUUCUACUGUGCCCACUGGCAGACCUACGUCUCUGGCACCCUGCGCUUUGGCAUGUGAGUGUGUCUGCGCUCAGAUGAGAGGGAGUUGGCAACAGUGGGAGUUGGGAGGAGGGAGAAAAGCGGGUUUAAUAGUAAUAAUAGAUUUAUACUGAACAAAAAUAUAAAUGCAACAUGCAACAAUUUCAAAGAUUUUACUGAGUUACAGUUCAUAUAAGGAAAUCAGUCAAUUUAAAUAAAUUAUGAAUUUCACAUGACUAGGAAUAGGUCACAGGUACCUUUUUUAAAAAGGUAGGAGCGUGGAUCAGAAAACCAGUCAGUGUCUGGUGUGAUCACCAUUUGCCUCAUGCAGCGCAACACAUCACCUUCGCAUAGAGUUGAUCAGGCUGCUGAUUGUGGCCUGUGGAAUGUUGUCCCACUCCUCUUCAAUGGCUGUGUGAAGUUGCUGGAUAUUGGCGGGAACUGGAACACGCUGUCGUACACUUCGAUCCAGAGCAUCCCAAACAUGCUCAAUGGGUGACAUGUCUGGUGAGUAUGCAGGCCAUAGAAGAACUGGGACAUUUUCAGCUUCCAGGAACUGUGUACAGAUCCUUGUGACAUGGGGCCGUGCAUUAUCAUGCUGAAACAUGAGGUGAUGGCAGCGGAUGAAUGGCACGGCAAUGGGCCUCAGGAUCUCGUCACGUAUCUCUGUGCAUUCAAAUUGCCAUCGAUAAAAUGCAAUUGUGUUCGUUGUCUGUAUGCCUGCCCAUACCAUAACCCCACCGCUACCAUGGGGAACUGUUCACAACGUUGACAUCAGCAAACCGCUUGCCCACAUGACUCCAAACAUGUGGUCUGCAGUUGUGAGGCCGGUUGGACUUUUAUUGUCCCCAGCACAAGGUGCGCCUGUGUAAUGACCAUGAUGUUUAAUCAGCUUCUUGAUAUGCCACACCUGUCAGGUGGAUGGAUUACCUCGGCAAAGGAGAAAUGCUCACUAACAGGGAUGUAAACAGAUUUGUGCACCAAAUUUGAGAGAGAGCUUUUUGUGAGUAUGGAACAUUUCUGGGAUCUUUUAUUUCAGCUCAUGAAACAUGGGACCAACACUUUACAUGUUGCGUUUUAUAUUUUUGUUCAGUAUAGUUAGUCCGGGUAGCUAUUUGGUCAAAUAUUUAACUAUCUGCAUUGACCCUUUUUGCAUUAACUUUUUUGACUCGUCACGUACACUGCUGCUCCUGUUUACUAUCUGUCACUUUAUUCCUGGUUAUAUGUACAGUACCAGUCAAAAGUUUGGACACACCUACUCAUUGUCCUGUUGAAAAACAAAUGAUAGUCCCACUAAGCGCAAACCAAAGUGCUGUGGUAGCCAUGCUGGUUAAGUGUGCCUUAAAAUCUAAAUAAAUCACUGACAGUGUCACCAGCAAAGCACCAUCACACCUCCUCCUCCAUGCUUCACGGUGGGAACCACACAUGCGGAGAUCAUCCGUUCACCAACUCUGCGUCUCACAAAGACAUGGCGGUUGGAACCAAAAAUCUCAAAUUUGGACAAACAACAGAUUUCCACCGGUCUAAUAUCCAUUGCUCGUAUUUCUUGGCCUAAGCAAGUCUCUUCUUCUUAUUGGUGUCCUUUAGUAGUGGUUUCUUUGCAGCAAUUCGACCAUGAAGGCCUGAUUCACGCAGUCUCCUCUGAACAGUUGAUGUUGAGAUGUGUCUGUUACUUGAACUCUGUGAAGCAUUUCUUUGGGCUGCAAUUUCUGAGGCUGGUAACUCUAAUGAACUUAUUCUCUGCAGCAGAGGUAAUUCUGGGUCUUCCAUUCCUGUGGCAGUCCUCAUGAGAGCCAGUUUCAUCAUAGCGCUUGAUGGUUUUUGCGACUGCACUUGAAGAUACUUUCAAAGUUCUUGACAUUUUUCGUAUUGACUGACCUUCAUGUCUUAAACUAAUGAUUGACUGUCAUUUGUCUUUGCUUAUUUUAGCUUUUCUUGCCAUAAUAUGGACUUGGUCUUUUUACCAAGUAGGGCUAUCUUCUGUAUACCACCCCUACCUUGUCACAACACAACUGAUUGGCUCAAACGCAUUAAGAAGGAAAGAAAUUCCACAAAUUAACUUUUAACAAGGCACACCUGUUAAUUGAAAUGCAUUCCAGGUGACUACCUCAUGAAGCUGGUUGAGAGAAUGCCAAGCGUGUGCAAAGCUGUCAUCAAGGGAAAGGGUGGCUACUUUGAAGAAUCUGAAAUAUAAAAUAUAUUUUGAUUUGUUGAACACUUUUUUGGUUACUACAUGAUUCCAUAUGUGUUAUUUCAUAGUUUUGAUGUCUUCACUAUUAUUCUACAAUGUAGCAAAUAGUAAAAAUAAAGAAAAACCCUUGAAUGAGUAGGUGUGUCCAAACUUUUGACUGGUACUGUACAUAUGUACCUCAAUUACCUUGUACCCCUGCACAUCGACUCGGUACUGGUACCUUGUAUAUAGCCAAGUUAUCGUUACUCAUUGUCUAUCUAUUACUUUUUUAUUAUUACGUGUUUUACUUUUCUAUUAUUUCUCUAUUUUCUUUCUCUCUGCAUUGUUGGGAAGGGCCCGUAAGUAAGCAUUUCACUGUUAGCCCACACCUGUUGUUUACAAAGCAUGUGACGAGGAGUAAUCCAUGCUACUGAAGGAAUAUUGAAAGAUACAUGUUUGCCAUUAGUGCAUCGUGAUUGGUUGGGAGAGCUGUGGUCAGUUGGGUGAAGAUGGUCCAUAGGGCAGCUGUGUGGCGCUGUGCUUAUGGACAGAGUAGAUGACUGUUCUGACUAACCUCUGCUCUCUGCCUGCUUCUCUCAGCAUUGAUGUGACUGAGGUGCAAAUCUUCAUUAUAAUCAUGUAUUUGCUGGCCGCUGUGGGAGGAUCCGCUUUCUGGCAGUCACUGGUAAUUCUGAUUGGCUCAAAUUUCCACUGAUUGUCUGUUGGUAAUAUAAUGGUAGAGUUGCCUGCAUCGGAAUGUUCAAAUUCUGUGUACAGUGUGAUUCCUUACCAUAGUAAAUGCAAUUUCACUUUGAGUAAUGGAACAGUUUUAUUAACAAGUACCCAUCUUACUAACAAUGUUCAGAGCUGUUUAAUGUACUAAACACUCAAAUGGUGGUGACUGGUUGUUGUUUUAUAAUACAUUAUAUCUUUGUUCUCUCACCUCCACAGAUCCCAGUCAUAAACAUCCAGAUGAAAAUAGUUCCAGCCAUCUGCACUUUCUUAGGUGCCAUCUUUUCCUGUACUAAUUACUUCCGGGUUAUAUUUACCGGAGGUAAGGGCAAAAAUGGAUCCACAAUAGCAGUAAGUCAACACUCGCGCUCAAUUCCAAAUCGACAUGUAGCCUAGUCCCUGACCUUCAUGUAGAUAGGUAUGUAAACAUAAUGGUAGUGACUCCUCCUUGCCCUGAUAGACUCAGAUUUUUUAAAAUCUAUCCAGUCCUUUAAGAUCUACAGAAAUGCCUAGGGGGAAGGGGGAAUCUGACAUCAGUCCUUCUCCCAAAUUCCUUCACCAACCGUGACACAAGGUAGUUUACAAUCACUAUGUAGGCUUUGCCAUGUACCUUCUAGAUGGUGAAGCUGUCUUGAUGCCUAGGUGCUUGUGUACUUGUUUCAUCCAUUUUACUGAGCUAUCUAUUAGCUUCAGAGGAAAUGAAGGAUGUGUAUUAAGACUGUUGGACCUGAUCCCAGUUCAGUUCAGUUGGCGAAGCGAUAUCAGUGUUUGUCAAUUGGAAGUAUUUACUUUACAUGUUUUCCUUCGGGAGAUACUGUAUAUUAUGACACCUAGUUAUACACAAAUUAUAAGAGGCCAUCUGCGUUCUUUUAAGGUCCUUACUACUGAAUAGUGUCUGUUCCAGGUGCGUAGGAGUCAAAAUAAGAAUACUGGAAGAGAUUGAGACCCGCACUGUCGAAAAAAUGAAUACAUCCAAAUGUAAAUGUAAAACUGAGGCUUGAAUGCAAAAUAAAGAUGUUUAUUUAACAUCAUGCUGCCCAAAAAUCAUAGUGCAUAAGUGAAAGGUGAAAACAAAACAGAAAUGUUUCCGCCUCAGGUGAUGAUGGAUUAUUCACACCAGCAUUCAUUACUGUGUGUUUUCUUUUACCCUAACUGCACUCACAUGUCAUUAACAUACUGUAUCAUUGUGGCCUAUUAAUGUCAUUGAUUAUACAGUCUCUCUCUCUUCUCCAGGGAACCAGUGUCCUGUCUCCUGUGUUACAUAUAGGCUCAGUAAUAAUCCUGGCCAUGAUGAUCUAUAAGAAGUCAGCUAACCAGCUCUUUGAGAAGCACCCCUGUGUUUAUAUCCUGGCCUUUGGCUUCGUGUCGGCCAAGAUCACCAACAAAUUAGUUGUAAGUGUGGUGUGCUGCUAAUUGGUGUAAUGCAAUACCUGUGCAUCCUGUGCACUGUAGAUAUUGAUGUAAAUGUGCUUGAUGUAAGAACGUGAAUGAUAUAAAUGAACGUCAUCCAUGUAAAUGUGCUUGCUGAUUGGAGCAUGACUGUAGCCUGUGUCUUGUUUGUUUCAGGUAGCACAUAUGACAAAGAGUGAGAUGCAUCUCCAUGAUAUAGCAUUCCUGGGGCCAGGCCUGCUGUUCCUGGACCAGUAUUUCAACAGUUUUAUUGAUGAAUACCUGGUGCUGUGGAUUGCGCUGGUGAGUACACACACACACACACAUUUCCAUGGCUUAGAGGUCUAUAGUAUCUGAGCAAGUCCAGGGUGAAGUUAUGCAACAACAAUGUAUGAGGGCAUGCAAUCUGCAGCAUGUGUUCACAUGACAACAUGUAUCUUUGAAAUGAACCAUCAGUCUUUUCAUAUGCAACACUGAUUUAUAUUUCACCCUGAAACUCUGAAAGGUAUAAAGACUUACUGUGCAUUUUUCAGAGGCAUGUUUUCAGUCUAAUGCCACGUUUAUUUGUAACUAAUCGCCAAAACCCUUUCAUACUUUUAUCUUCGGCAUCCUCUAGCCAUCUACACAUAAGGUCCAUUGUGUACAGUGGUGUUGAUCAAGUUCUUGUUUCCGGACUCUUCUUUUUCUCCUCUUCUGCUUUCCGUCUGCAGGUCCUGUCUUUCGUUGACUUGGUGCGUUACUGUUUCAGUGUUUGCAACCAGAUUGCCUCCCAUCUUCACAUCUUUGUCUUCAGAAUCAAGCCACUGACCCCGUCCACCCUUCAGUGA
This is a messenger RNA of Coregonus sp. 'balchen', 13221 nucleotides long. The record is from the annotation of a GenBank genome assembly. Lineage: Eukaryota; Metazoa; Chordata; Actinopteri; Salmoniformes; Salmonidae.